UUUGCAUUUCUUGAAGCUGGUGGUGUUCGUUCUAAAAACGUUGCCAACAUCUUAUUGAAGAUUGUCAUGUCUGUUGCCAUUUCAACAAUGGCUUGGUUCUGUAUUGGUUAUGGAAUUGCUUUUGGAGAUAAUGCAAUGAGUGAAACUAGAAAUGGAUUCUUUGGCGUUUCGUCCUUCUUUUUAUUGGGAGCUAAUGAAUCUCAUCAUAUUUUCUUCUUUCAAUGGAGUUUUGCUGCUGUUGCCAGUUCAAUUGUGAGUGGUGCCGUCGCUGAAAGAAUGAAUUUAUCUGCAUUCUUCAUGUGUUCAUUCUUAAUGACUGCCUUUAUCUAUUCUCCAGUUGCUCACUGGAUUUGGUCUACAACUGGUUGGUUAUCAGGAUUCAAUAAGACUUUAUUCAGAAUUGGUACUGUCGGUGUCACUGAUUAUGCUGGUGGUGUAGUUGUUCACUUGACUGGCGGAAUUUGUGGCCUUGUUGGAGCCAUUAUGGUUGGUCCAAGAAUUGGAAGAUUCGUCAAUGGAAAAGCUGUCAAGAUUGAAGGACACAACAAGACUCUUGUCUUGCUAGGAAGUUUCAUUUUGUGGUUUGGUUGGUAUGGUUUCAAUGGUGGUUCAACUACUGCAUUGAGUGGUGGCUUGUCCAAGAUUACAAGUUACGCCAAUACUAACACAACCAUUGCUGGUGCUGCAGGUGCUCUCAUGUGUAUGUUUUGGUCUUGUCUUCAAAGUGGACAAUAUGACCUUACUGAAAGUUUGAACGGUUGUUUGGCAGGUUGUGUCUCAAUUACACCAAUUUGUGCCUUUGUUGAGCCAUGGGCUGCUGUUCUGGUUGGUGCCACAGGUGCUAUGGUUUAUAUUGGAGGUACUUUAUUAUUGGAAUAUUUACAUAUUGAUGACCCUGUAAGUGCUGUUCCUGUUCAUGCAUUCUGUGGUGGAUGGGGAUUGUUCUUGGGAGGUUUCUUUGCCACAAAGGAUUUUACCGAUUUUGUGACCUAUGGUGUCUUGUACAGUUUGAAUUGGGAAAUUUUGGGUGUUAACAUGCUCGGUAUUGCAGUUACCACCAUUUGGGUUGCAUUCUCUUCAGUAAUCAUGUUCUUCUUCAUUGACAUUACCAUUGGUCUGAGAGUUCCUCCACAAGAUGAAUUAGUUGGCUUGGAUCACAAGUAUGGUGGUGUUGCCUACAAUAACGAAGAUGUUCACCACUAUGGUUUCUCAAACAGUGCCUCAGAGAGUACACUCGCUAACUCUGCCUAUAAAUCAGCCAGAAGUGCUGGUAGUAAAAGAUCUCACAGAAGAAAAUCAGUUGCUAAACCAUAA
Naegleria gruberi is the source of this 1314-nucleotide messenger RNA. RefSeq lists its product as uncharacterized. Gene Ontology annotation, molecular function: ammonium channel activity. Gene Ontology annotation, cellular component: membrane. Lineage: Eukaryota; Heterolobosea; Eutetramitea; Acrasida; Naegleriidae. The record is from RefSeq and is a predicted model, not a curated record. The transcript has 5 exons. The annotation marks the transcript as partial. Gene Ontology annotation, biological process: ammonium transmembrane transport; ammonium homeostasis.